Trifolium pratense (red clover) is the source of this 1044-nucleotide messenger RNA. RefSeq lists its product as uncharacterized. The transcript is spliced from 2 exons. The record is from RefSeq and is a predicted model, not a curated record. The coding region runs from base 1 to 1044 and encodes 347 amino acids. NCBI's taxonomy places the organism in Eukaryota, Viridiplantae, Streptophyta, Magnoliopsida, Fabales, Fabaceae.
AUGGGGCUGGACGAUAACGCCUGGUGCGCAUAUCACAGGUGUAGAGGUCACUCCACGGAGAAAUGCUUCCGCUUAAGAGAUUUAAUCGAAGAACUAAUCAAAAGCGGACACCUUCGCAAAUUUAUUGACGACGCCGCCCAAGGGCGGGUUGUCGUGCCAAAAGUCCCCCGGCAGGAGCCACGAGACCCUCCUGGGCCAAGCAGAGAGCCUCCCAAGGGGAGAAUCUCCGUGAAUACAAUAGCGGGAGGAUUCUCAGGCGGGGGCGAAUCAAGCUCAGCAAGGAAAAGGUAUGUACGCCGAGCCAUCUCGGAGAUAUACCUCGUAAGUCAGCCUCAGCCAUUAGACGUACCAGAUUUGGCAUUCACGGCAAAGGAUGGUUUGGAGGUAGCACCCCAUGACGAUGAUCCUUUAGUGAUACAAGUCCAAAUUUUGAACUGUGAUGUAAAAAGAGUACUGAUAGAUUCGGGGAGUUCAGCGGACAUUAUGUACUGGGAAGCUUUCAAGGCCAUGCAAUUAGCAGAAGAGCAAUUGCAACCAUACUCCGGAACCCUGGUUGGGUUCUCUGGCGAACAAGUGGACGUAAUGGGUUACGCCUCCCUUCUUACCACGUUUGGAGAAGGCAGCAACGCCAAAACUAUCAAGGUGCGAUAUCUGGUAGUUAAAACUCCUUUUACCUCCUAUAAUAUUAUUAUAGGAAGACCCGCCUUUAACGCAUUAGGGGCGGCCAUGUCCACUCUAUACCUAGCAAUAAAAUACCCCCUCGAGAAUGGGGGAGUAGGAACAGUAAGGGGCGAUCAGAUUCUCGCCAAGAAGUGCUACGAGUCUAGCUUAAAGAUACGACACCGAACUUCCAGCGCAAGCGGGAAAUUCGAAAGAAGACAAGCCGCAACUCCAGGCGGCAUAAACAUCAUAGAGAGCGCAGAUAUGGAUCCAAGGGAGGAAUUCCAAGAUCGAAGGAAAGUCGAAGAUGUCACAGGCGCAAGGACAAAGUUUCCUAGACGAAGACGACAGAAGGCGUUACCUCACAACGUAAUGCAAAAAUAA